AUGGUGAUGCUUGCAUCGAUAGCUCGCAUAUCAAACGCCCAAGCGAUUGUUUAUGAUUUGGCCCAUAAUGCCACCACCAUUUAUGGCACUUGGAGCUCUGGGAGUAAGGGUGUCACAACUGGUGCAACCUUUGCCAACCCAGCCAACAUGUCAUUUAACUACCCUAAAACAACAGGAAUCUCAUACUCUUUCACAACUGACGGUUUCUACGAGAUCGCAAGGUACAGGUUCAACAGCAAUGGCUCAGAACCAACGUGUAUAACGGGGGUGAUUGGCUGGGUUCAUGGCACAUACACCCUCAACACUAAUGGCUCCAUCACCAUGUACCCCUUGGGCGAUGGAUUCCAACAAGUCCAAGAUCCCUGUGCAGCCGUAUCCAACUUUAUAGAGAACUACAACCUCACCGAAUACUACACGCAGUGGAGAAUAUUCCAGGAUCCCACACAGGGAUACAAACUCCACAUGUUCGCGUUUGAUGGGUCACCGUUAGCUCCCAUGUUCCAGCUUUCAACAACGCCAAACAUGCUGCCCACGCAACAGCUGCGGAAUGUGACCGCGGCUGCUAGUGCACCGAAGCGGCGUUCGGUUGACGUUUCUUCGGAUGCCAACGAGGUUCUUGGGCCUCGUUGGGUGGUGGGAGUGCUAAGUGCGGUAGGAUUGGUACUGUCGGCGGUUUCAUCGUUGGUGCUAUAG
Laccaria bicolor S238N-H82 is the source of this 693-nucleotide messenger RNA. RefSeq lists its product as uncharacterized. Bases 1 to 693 code for a protein of 230 amino acids. The transcript is spliced from 4 exons. Gene Ontology annotation, biological process: 'de novo' protein folding. Gene Ontology annotation, cellular component: endoplasmic reticulum membrane; endoplasmic reticulum. The record is from RefSeq and is a predicted model, not a curated record. Lineage: Eukaryota; Fungi; Basidiomycota; Agaricomycetes; Agaricales; Hydnangiaceae.